Molecule: messenger RNA, 2628 nt
Organism: Cyphellophora attinorum
Lineage: Eukaryota; Fungi; Ascomycota; Eurotiomycetes; Chaetothyriales; Cyphellophoraceae
Product: Alanine/arginine aminopeptidase
Exons: 5
Coding region: 1-2628 (875 amino acids)
Biological process (GO): peptide catabolic process; proteolysis
Cellular component (GO): cytoplasm
Molecular function (GO): zinc ion binding; metalloaminopeptidase activity; peptide binding
Source: RefSeq, a predicted model, not a curated record
AUGUCACGACCGUCUGAUCGGGACGUCCUCCCAGAUACCAUCAAGCCUACCAACUACAAUGUGUCCCUUUACAACCUUGAGUUCGGCGGAAGUUGGGGCUAUGAAGGAACGGUGAAGAUCGACUCGUCGGUAAAAUCUUCCACCGACGAAGUUGUGCUCAAUGUGAAGGAAAUUGAGAUCACUGCUGCUGAAGUCCUAGGAAAGGACGCUACUCUCAAGGAUGCCACCUACGACAAGUCGAAUGAGCGGGUCACCGUCAAGCUCACCGAGUCACUCAGUCCCGGAGAUACAACCAUCUCGCUCAAGUUCAGAGGCACUAUGAACAAUGCCAUGCGUGGUUUCUACCGAGCAAAGUACAAGCCGACGGAGACCCCUGCAUCAGGGACACCCAGUGAUGGCGAGCAUCACUACAUGUUCAGCACUCAGUUUGAGGCAUGUGAUGCACGAACAGCAUUUCCUUGUUUCGAUGAGCCGAAUCUGAAGGCCUCCUUUGAGUUCGAAGUCGAGAUUCCGGAAGAUCUGGUCGCUCUCUCCAACAUGCCCGAGAAAGGAACACGAAAGGGGAGCAAAGACGGCCUUAAGGUCGUGUCUUUCGAGAAGACGCCUCCGAUGAGUACCUAUCUUGCGGCCUGGGCGAUUGGUGAUUUCGAGUAUGUUGAAGCCCACACGGAACGUCAGUACAAUGGCAAGAACAUUCCGGUUCGCGUCUAUACAACUCGAGGCCUCAAAGAGCAAGGUCGCUUCGCUCUCGAUCACGCACACAAGAUCCUAGACUACUUCUCUGACAUCUUCGACAUCGAGUAUCCUUUACCGAAGUCCGAUCUUCUGGCUGUCCACGAAUUUGCUAUGGGAGCUAUGGAGAACUGGGGUCUAGUCACGUACCGCACUACAGCUGUCCUGUUCGAUGAAGAGAAGUCAGACGCGCGUUUCAAGAACCGCGUUGCUUAUGUUGUUGCUCACGAGCUGGCCCACCAAUGGUUCGGCAAUCUCGUCACGAUGGACUGGUGGAAUGAAUUGUGGCUCAACGAGGGUUUCGCUACUUGGGUCGGCUGGCUUGCGACAGAUUAUCUGCAUCCAGAAUGGAAAGUGUGGUCCCAGUUCGUGACUGAAGGAUAUCAAUCAGCCCUGCAGCUGGACUCGCUGCGAGCGUCUCACCCGAUCGAAGUACCAGUUCGCAACGCCUUGGAAGUGGACCAGAUUUUCGACCACAUCUCCUAUCUGAAAGGCUCUUCCACCAUUCGCAUGUUGAGCAACCACCUUGGUCAGGAGAUCUUCCUGAAGGGCGUCAGCGAUUACCUCAAGAUUCAUGCCUACGGCAACGCACGAACAGACGAUCUAUGGGAUGCUCUAAGCAAAGCGUCUGGACAAGAUGUAAAGGCCUUCAUGGACCCGUGGAUCAAGAAGAUUGGGUUUCCUGUUGUCACAGUCGCCGAAGAGCCUGGCCAGAUCAGCAUUAAGCAAAGCAGAUUCUUGACGACCGGCGAUAUUAAGGCUGAGGAGGACGAAACAAUAUGGUGGAUCCCGGUCGGCCUUCGGACAGGAAGCCCCGAAAAGGUGGUACACAGUGCGCUGACGACCAAAGAAGACACCAUUCGUGAAGUGGAUGACGAAUUCUACAAAAUCAAUGCCGAUCAAACCGGUUUCUACCGGACUAACUACCCGCCACCGCGAUUGCAGAAGCUCGGUCAAUCUAAGGAUAGGCUUAGUGAAGAAGACAGAAUCGGGUUAGUCGGAGACGCCGGUGCUCUAGCUGUCGCCGGCAACGGGACUACACCAGCGUUAUUGUCCCUCCUGGAGGGCUUCCAGGAUGAGAAGAGCUACCUCGUCUGGGCACAGGUCGCCAGCUCGCUUUCAAAGGUGAAGUCAGUAUUCUCCGAGAACAAAGAGGUUUCAGCUGGGCUGAAGAAGUUCUCGCUCAAACUUGUGUCUCCAGCCGUGGAGGCCUCUGGCUGGGAGUUCAAGCAAGACGAAGAGUGGCUCACAGGCCAAUUGCGCAAGCUCCUCAUUGGGCUCGCUGCCAACUCUGGACACGAGGCAACGAUUGCUGAGGGCAAGAAGAGGUUUGAGGCGUGGAAAGGGGGCGACGAAAAGGCCAUCCAUCAAAAUCUGCGAAAUGUUGUAUUCAACAUGGCAGUCGCCAACGGCGGCAAGUACGAGUGGAACACUGUCAAAGACGAAUACUUGAAGACCAAGUCAGUCGACGGGAAGGAGAUCUGCCUCGUCGCUCUUGGUCGUUCCAAAGACAAGCAACUGGUGGGCGAACUACUCGAAUUCGCGAUGACCGACAAAGUUCCACCCCAGGACGCGCAUUCGGCUAUUGUUGCAGUUGCUGCCAACAACGAAAAUCGUCUGGUUGGCUGGGAGUUCACACGAGAUCAGUGGGAUCGUGUGAGCAAGAAAUUGGGCGUCUCGAACAUCGUCCUCGACAGAUGGAUCAAGAUGGGCUUCACCAGUUUUGCUGACGAAGCAGUGGCUGAGGACAUUGCGAACUUCUUCAAGGACAAAGACACGACUGCUUUCGCGCGCAGUCUGGUGAUCAUUUCCGACUCGAUUGCUGCCAAUGCCGCCUACAAGAAUCGCGACGAAGCAGUCCUUCUGGAGUGGCUGAAGGCCAACGGCUAUGCCUGA